This is a messenger RNA of Echinococcus granulosus, 630 nucleotides long. RefSeq lists its product as hypothetical. The transcript has 5 exons. Bases 1 to 630 code for a protein of 209 amino acids. Lineage: Eukaryota; Metazoa; Platyhelminthes; Cestoda; Cyclophyllidea; Taeniidae. The record is from RefSeq and is a predicted model, not a curated record.
AUGAUUUCAAUAUCAUCAUUGGCAUCGUGUCCUCCUAAUAAGGAAAUAUCGAUUGUUGCUAUUAAAGCGACAAAUAUAGGUCAGUUUUCUCACUUCUUAAUCACAGAGGUCAACAAAGUGAUUGAAUUCCGUUUACUGGUAGAAGGGAGAAGAAGAAGCAAAUGUGAGCGACAGGAUGGUCUUCUUUGGCACAAAUCUCAAGGUCACGAAAUCGAUAAACUGCUCCGCUUUAUGCAAGACCCAUCCCCAUGGAAUUUGAAACAAUUAUUGCAAAAGCUAUUUAGCACUUAUCGUUUAUUUGAAAGUGAACAACUGAUUAAUGGUAGGUUAAUGACAUUCAAAUUCACACAUAAGUACAUACAGCUACGUAAAAAAGAAGCAAAACAUUACUGCAUAGACUUGUUUUCAUUACUAAAUUAUUUGGCCAGCCAGAUGACAAAAUGUGGAUUAAAGUGGCAAACACAAUCGAAAAAAGUAGUCAUUUGUUUAUCACUUCAAGUGCAGAAAAGAAGACAGUUGAUCCUAUGUGAAGGAAUGAUUAAGUUAAACUACUUUGAAAAUGGAAACAAAAAUGCUAAUCGAAAUGAUUUAAAAAUUCAAUUAUCGUUUAAUUUAAAGAAGGUGUCAUAA